Molecule: messenger RNA, 3209 nt
Organism: Impatiens glandulifera
Lineage: Eukaryota; Viridiplantae; Streptophyta; Magnoliopsida; Ericales; Balsaminaceae
Exons: 4
Coding region: 496-3051 (851 amino acids)
Source: RefSeq, a predicted model, not a curated record
AUCAUCUACGUUCGGUUCAAUAAUAAUCUUCUCCCGACUUUCUCUCGCUCUUGCAAAACCUAGGUCUUCUCCUUCUUGACGAUUCAGUAAUUUUGUCUUCCUCGUUAGAAAUCUGCUGUAGCUUCUGGUUUUCUAAUAAAAGAAAGGAGACAGAUGUUAUAGGAUGCCAAAAAUGGUGGAAAAGCCCUAAUCUAUACACACUUCAGAAACUAAAACACCUCCAUUGAUUGAUUCUGCGUUGCAACCAGAAUAGGGGAACCCGCUUCCUUCCUGAUCCUCCACUUCAGCUAGGGCUCUUUUCAUUACCUUCUACAAAUAAAUUCAGGUUAUAUACUCAGUUGGCGUUGUAUUUGCAUGAAUUGCCUUUUACCUGGGAAUCAAAUUCAGAGCAGAUAGGGAUUUUGUCGUGUAAUACGAGUUCUUGAUUCCUUUUUGUUAGGGUUGGUUCUCCGUUUGAUUUCCAGAACGAGGAAGAUAGGUGGUGGUUAGAAGAUAAUGUGUAUAUUGUGUGUGAUUCAAAAGUGGUCUCGUCGAGUUGCUACCAUGCUCCCAUGGCUAGUAAUUCCUCUAAUUGGACUUUGGGCUCUGUCUCAGCUGUUACCACCUGCUUUUCGGUUUGAAAUCACUUCUCCCAGGUUGGCUUGUGUAUUUGUGUUGUUGGUUACUCUAUUCUGGUAUGAGAUCCUUAUGCCUCAGUUAUCAGCAUGGCGGGCACGAAGGAAUGCUCGCCUCAGGGAAAGAAAGAGAUUUGAGGCCAUCGAAAUGCAGAAGCUUCGGAAGACUGCAACCCGGAGGUGCAGGAAUUGUCUGACUCCAUACCGAGACCAGAAUCCUGGUGGGGGGAGGUUUAUGUGUUCAUAUUGUGGUCAUAUUUCAAAAAGGCCCGUUUUAGAUCUCCCAGUACCGCCUGGUUUUGGUUUGUCAAAUUCUGGAAUAUUGAAAGAUUUAGUAGGCAAAGGUGGGAACAUCUUAAACGGAAAGGCAUGGUCUGAUAAUAGUUGGACUUGUCGUCAAGAUUGGUUGGAGAAUGGUAAUUGGGUCAGUGGACAGUUCACUGGGAACAAUUACGGGCAGAAGAAUGGUGUUGGUUUUUUCAGCUGUGAUGAAGAUUGUAUGACAGAAAAGUCUUAUUCUCGUGUGAUGAUAUUCGCUUGCAAGAUAACAUCAGUUUUGUUCUGGAGCAUUGGAUGGUUUUGGAGUAAGGUCUCUAGAGCUAGUUUGUCAAGAGAUGUUUCUUCAGAUACAGAGGACAAGGGAUUGUUGGCAAGACAGGGUGAGAAUUUCCAAGAGAGUAGAGUAGAAAAGGCUCGUAGAAAAGCAGAAGAGAAAAGACAAGCUAGGGUAGAGAAGGAGUUAUUGGAGGAGGAGGAGAGAAAGCAAAAAGAGGAGGUUGCAAGGCUGGUGGAGGAACGCCGAAAACUUAGGGAUGAAAAUAUGGAAGUUGAGAAGGAUCGUAAGAAAGGGUCAACUACUUCUACUGAAAAGAAUAGUAAGAAGGAAGCUGAGAAGAAACGACGGGAAAAAAAGAAGGAUAAAGACAAGGCUUCUAGUAAAAGCAAUUCUGAUGCAGAGGAAAUUGAAAAACGAGGUGGUAAGGAAAAUGAACGGAAGGGUGAUAAUGAUAAGCCGGAUUUACAUAGAUCUGGAGCAGAAAAUGGCAAAAUUAAUGGCACAGGAGUAUUAUAUGGGAUUAAGAGCAAUGCUAAUAGCAAUCAUGGCAGGGGAAACACUGGUACUCAUUACCUGGACAGAAUGAAGGGUACUAUUUUAUCCUCCUCCAAAGCUUUUGGUAGCAACAGUUUCUUCAGAAGGGGUGUUAACACUUCUCCCAUGGUUUCAAGAGAAAGCAAGUCCGGUGGGUUUGUAGAUCACAUUAACACGUCUGCCAACAGAAAUGAUUUUUCUCAGCAUGGAAAACCAAAUAUGAGUGGUGAUGAUAAGAGCAUCAGUCGACCUGUGCUCAUUGAACCACCACCAAUAGCAGCCCCAAAGAAAUCAUGGCAACAACUGUUUACCCGUUCAUCAGCUGUUUCUCCUCCUCCUCCUGUUUCAAAUGUUAUAAGCAGACCAAAUUCAAAGCCCCAGAUAGAAGUGCACAGCCCUCCAUCUAUAACAUAUGAUAACCCCAUUAGCUUUGGAUUUCCAUCACCCUUUACCUUGCCUACUUUUCCACUUGUGUCAACAAGUUCGACGAGUACUGUUGUUCCAUUGAACUCUGAAACCAUGUUUGCUGCUCGUGAUCUUUUACCUGAAGAAUCUGACAUUUUUGAAGAUCCAUGUUAUGUUCCAGACCCAGUAUCUCUACUCGGGCCUGUUUCAGAAUCCCUGGAAAAUUUUCAGUUAGAUUUAGGCACUGGGUUUAUUGGAGAGUUUGGAUCAGAAAAGCUUCGUCCUUUAAGGAACACAUCAUCUGCAAUGCCAGAAAUCAUUAGACCGUCGCCUAUUGAAAGGAGUUGUAAUUCUAAUCGAUCGCCCAAGUCUGUAUCUAAUAAUAUCCAGGAGUUUCACAACUUCCCAGUUGAAGCUUCAAACCAUUCAAAUGAGCAGGGAACUUAUCAGAUGUGGAACACUUCUCCUCUCUUUCCUCGUGAACUCAAUAUACCAGGCAAGGAAGAUGUGAUGCAUCAACUCCUUGCUCAGAAAACCAUGGAGUCGCUAUUUACUAAUGAUGAGCAGACUAUUUCUAGCAUUCAUUCCCAGAACAACUUCCUUCAGAACCAAAACACCGGUACAUUUGGUACUUUUCUUUCUGGUCCAGUCGAUACUCCGUGGGAGGCAAAAACAUUAAGUGGUUUUGAAAAUCAAUUUUCUAUGGAUACAAGAGAGGAACGUGUUCAGAAGGAAAUUGUGUAUGGGAGCAGCAUACCCAUUGGAUCUACUAGCCAUCUGCCCCAACCCAAUUGUUGGACCAAGAAGGAAGCGGUUGUUGGUUCAAAAGAUGUAGUUGGAAAGUCGAGAAUAGGAAGUCACAACCACCACCAACAUCCUGUUGGAAGUCUGUUCUCUCCCCCAGAAGUAGGUUCACUAUGGUCGUCCUCUUCUUAUGGUUGAAAGAGAGAGAGAUGGAUGAUCUGAUCUCACUAUUAUUAUUGUGAGGUGAGAAUAAAGAAAAAACCUCUGUUGGAAUAAUAAUAGUGGACUGCUGGACAGUAUGUAUCAUCUUGGGUUCUUCAUAUCUUUAUAAUGGAGAUUUGUUAACAUGGGCAUGA